Molecule: messenger RNA, 2832 nt
Organism: Elaeis guineensis (African oil palm)
Lineage: Eukaryota; Viridiplantae; Streptophyta; Magnoliopsida; Arecales; Arecaceae
Source: RefSeq, a predicted model, not a curated record
GGCUCCUCUCCUCUCUCAACCCCUAAAUCCCCUUCGUUUCAAUCCAUGCCCCCCCAAAAAUCCCACCUUUUUCUCUUUGCGUCCUUCGAAUCGUCGCCGAAGGAGGCUAAUCACGACCUCUCACUCCCUCUCCGCUUCCUCCGACCCAAUUUCCUCUAAUUACGGCGGCUGGGACGAUCUGGAGCUACUUGGUGGAUCUAAUAGGUUGGGAGAACUCGAUCCGCUACGGAGCUUCUUGGUUUCCCUUGGGAUUGAUGAUAGGAAACACGCUUUCCUCUUCCUUUUUGGUUUUCUUUCAGCUUUGGCGGUUUCUAGGGUCAGGGUUUCGUCGAUGGCUGUUUUGCCGGUCUCCGUCGCGGUUUUCGUGGUUGGGUUUUCGGCUGGAGUGGCUCAGUCAAUCAUGGGAAACGGUUCAAUUAGAAACGUUGAAAGGAAUGGAGUUGAUUUUAGGGUUUCUGAUGAGAAGAUGAGGGAUUUGGGUGCUGUUUUUGAUAAAUUGGAGGUUAAAAUAUCUGAUUUGGAAAAUGGAUUGGAAGGAGGUGUUGGUUCAAAUCAGUUAGAGAGGAGCAAGAUUAAAACUUUUCUUGACAAUAUCGAGCAUAUAAGAGCGACAAUUGGGCACGGCCAGAGAACGGUGGAGGCUUUAUCUGCAGGUGAUGUUUCAGACGGGCAUAUGGCUUUUGAUCGGGAAGGAGGUAGGAAAUUGAAUCAGAAGUCGAUUCGGAAAAGAAAGGAACUGGGAUCAAUUGCUCUCGAUCUUGUCCAGUAUUUUGGAAGCUUGUUUCAAGAAAACAUAAUUGGGAUGAGAUCCCCAAAAGGAAAGGACUCUACUACCAUUAAGGGAGAACUCAAAGAGCAGGUGGCUUCUCCAGUGGAAGACAAUACAAUUCCAAAUGCAAUGAGAGCAUCUAACGUUAAUGAGAAAGGUUCGAAUACAUUGCCAAGUAAAAGUCCGGACAACGGUAAAGUAGAAGGAUCUGAAGUCUUGUUUGGAAGUACUCAAGGAAAUGUUGCAGAGAAGGCUAGGAAUGUUAAGAUGGUAACUGACCAUAGUGAGGCAGUACAGAUUGGAAAGAAACCUAGUCAUUCUAGAGAUGGUAGAUAUAAUAAUCAUAUUCUUUCAUAUGAUGAAGAGCUUGAUGGUUUGAAUGCAAGCUUGCACUUUACAUCCAAGCAAGGAAGUUACCAGAAAAUGAUAUUCAAUCAUAAUUAUGGUCGGGUAAUGCAAAAUGGCAUGCAGAAUUUUGCUGAUAAUCGUACCAGUCAUGGAACAACAAAAAGCAUGGAUUUCUUCACAGAAUCUGAGACAUCAUCACUUUUAGAACAAACCUUUGAGAUACAUGAUAAGUUGUACUCAAAUUCUCUUGGAAGUAAUAGCAACAAGGUGAGAGUUGAGAAGACCGGUCCCCAUGGUUCUAAAGAAGCAGAUGUGAAAUUUGAAGACCCAUCUGUUCAACAAUCAGUACAUCAUAAUGGUAUGGAAGAAGGCAACAUGUCGUCAUCCUCAAUGCAUUCCAGUGAUGAUGAAUUUAAUCAAAAUGUGAAGGAGGCAUCGGAGCUUCUAAAACAGGCAAGGGAAUGUAUGAUGAAUCGAGCUGAUGAAGCAAGAGCAGAUGCUAUACUGUACAAAACUGCAAGAUUGCUUUCCACAGCUGUAGCUCUAAAGCCGAUGAGCUUGCUAGCUGUAGGUCAGUUAGGAAAUGCCUAUCUUCUUCAUGGAGAGCUUAAGCUGAAGAUCAGUCGGGAGCUGAGAAUUCUCUUAUCAAGAAGUGAUACCAUAUUGAGUGGAAAAGGACGUAGUUUCUGGUUUAAGAAAUUGGAUACUCGCGUUCUAAGCAGAGAAAAUGUUGCAUCUGCCCUCACUAAUGUGUGUGAAGAAUGUGAAGAACUCUUUGUUGAGGCAGGAAGAAACUAUAGAGUGGCCUUGUCUAUAGAUGGGAAUGAUGUCAGAACCCUUUAUAAUUGGGGUCUCGCUCUAUCCUUCCGCGCUCAGUUGAUUGCAGAUAUUGGACCAGAUGCGGCUCUUGAUGCUGACAAGGUGUACAUGGCAGCAAUCGAUAAGUUUGAUGCUAUGAUGUCCAGAAGUAAUGCUUAUGCACCAAAUGCUCUGUAUAGAUGGGGAAUGGCACUGCAGAACCGAUCUCAUUUGCGUCCACAUAAUAGCAAAGAGAGGAUGAAACUGCUGCAACAGGCGAAGAGUCUGUUUGAAGAUGUCCUUCGUGUGGAAUCAGAUAACAAACUGGUAAGAGAGGCUCUGUCUUCAUGUAUAUCAGAGCUCAAAUACAAGGGGCAAUGAUAAUCACUGGCUUAAGUGCUUAAGGAAGAUAAGGUCCAAUUCCAUCUGAUUCAUAUGAUUGCUCGCAUCUGGAACUUCCAAGAGGGUCCAGCAAUUCUUGUCUAGCCACAUUUUUGUCAUCCAUUGGUAUAUAUGGCUGCUUGAUGAAAAAUACAGUUGUUAUCAACUCUGAUACUCAAAUGCAAGUCAGAAACCAACAGGUUUUACAUUCCAGGCCUUCUGUGCUUGAUGCACAUCCCUGCCAGGUGGAGUCCUAAAAUAAUGCCUGUUGAAGUAUGAGAAUCUUUCUGCAAGCAGUGGGGCGGCUGAUUUUUUUCCUCUUAGCUUUCCCAGUGAACAGCAUGGUUGAUCUCUAGGCUCCUCUUGUAUUAUUUAAACAUGUCUCAUGUAUAUCAGAAAGAUGGAUAUUGUACUGACCAAAUAAACAAAGAAGAUAAAAGCUUCGACUCUAAAAACUAGAUUUUUUUUGAAGCUAAAAAGAGAAUAUACUGCUUGUGAAAUUAUUAGCAUUUAAUAAAAUCUGUAUUUGCUCAUCA